UAUGUAGGUAUACAGUGCGAGCGCGUAAAUACGAUACUGGGUUGUAUUGAUUUUGUGUCUAUAAAUUAUCAGAACUGCUGUAUGGUCAUCCAUGAAUGAAAGUACAGAGUUAGAAGAGGACUUGAAGUGCAAGCUCCCAAACGUAUCGAUGUCAACUCAAUCAAAAACAAUGCCAAUGAUUGAUUUAAAAGUUUACAUCCGCGUUGUAGCCGCAGUGUUUUCGAUUUCUUCAGCAACAGCAUUAGUAACGGCAUUGCUCCGGCUAUUGACACCUCAUCUGUUCUAUGUGGAGCCUCUAGAUGGCAGCAAUAUUGGUAACAUUCAUAUAAUGAAUAAAAAAGUGUUGCACUACUUUAUAACUGGUUUAAUGGUGGCCACAAGCGCCAUUGGCCUUCUGAAUAGUUGUGUUGUGAUGAACCGUAGUGCUGCAAAGAACACAGGCCGGAAUAUAACCACUUGGCUGCUGCUGGACUCCCUGUUUGAGACUACCAGGGUUGUGUACGUGUUCAUAUGUGAAGUUGUGAUAAAGGGCCGAGGUUCUUUACAAACAUAUGAGAUGUUGAUAAGCAUUGCACAAUACUUAUUGGACAGCUUCCUGUAUUGUCAGAUGAUACUCAGGCAUUAAUAUAGAGCGUUACCUUUGUUUUAUGUAUGCUAGAUAGUUAUUAGUCUUCAUGUUAUGUACACAGAUGUAAUUAUUGUAGACAUUCCAAAAAGUAGUGAUAGAAUCAUAUAAGUCACUUCAGGGGUGUCCGAACUAUACCUAAUUGCUGUUAUAUUUAAUAGCAGAAAAUAUUUUUACAUAUGUUAUGUACUGGUACAAUGGCCAUAUAUAUACUCUUAUGUGGACUGAUCUAGCUUAGAGUAAAAGUAAAUCAUUUUUGCUUCAGAAGUUUUAUAUAUAGAAACGUUGCACUUUAAUAACAGUAAAUACCAGUAUUUUUUUUUUUUAAUUUAUUCUCAUAAUACUCAAAAUAGGAUGCUUUAAGAAAUCCACUAAUACAAAUAAAGUUAUAUAAUAUAAUCAAUUGCGGACGAGAGUUUCGACGCCCCUGAUAUUAUUCAUAAAAUAUAAGGAUCUCGUGUUUGCAAAUGAAGUAUUAUUUUACGAUUAAAAGUGAGAUUUAGUUUAAAGUUAAGAGUUAAACUCCAUAACGUAUAGUAUCGUGUAGUAAUUAAUACUUAGACCUUCACUAGAAUCUUUGUUCACUGUGAUCUUAUUUUAUAUUCUUUAACAGACAUUGUUCCUUUUUGUAAAUUUUUUUUUUUAAUGUAUUCUUUUGUUAAAUUCUAUUUUGUUUAAUUUAUAUUAGAUGUUUAUUAAUUUGUCAGGAAAUAAAAUCUCGUGGUUUAUUUAUCAUAACUAUUAUAAAUCUGACGCUAUAUAUUUGUGCAAAGUUUUCAUUUGACUUCAUAUAUAUUUUUCAACAAGGUUGAUCACAUCAGUUUGCUAAUAUUGGUGCAAUAAUGUGUCUUCAUUGAUUGUCGAAUGUGUGGCGCCGGUUUUAUUCCUAAUUACCCGAAAAAAUUAAUUGGAAAAACUUGUAAAAAGAUAACGAGCUUAAAUGAAAUUAAAAAAAAUCUCGAUUCGAAAUUUAAUUUAAAAAUAUUGUUUCUCGUAGACAUAAAUAUCCUGGCAGAGUUUUAUUAAAAAUAAGUUUGAUAAAUAUGUAAGAUGUUCUAUAUACUAAUCACUUGUUAAAAAAACCAUUGUACUUUAUAAAGUUAAUAUUAAUUGUUAAAUAUUACAAUACUCUCGAUAAAAGAUAACCUAACUAACCUACCGUACGGUUUAUUGUAUAUAAUGUAAAUUUGAAAAUCAUGUCAAAUACACGGUGGAAUUUAAGAACAUCAAAAUGUUGCCAACUUCGUAUAGAGUUAUUUUAUCAUAACUGUCUCUUAGCCAAUGACACUGCUGGACUUGGAGCUCUCCCAAGGUGCGCCAGAGUUCCAAUUUAAAAAACAUUUUAGCGAUCCCUUAUGAAACACCAAAUUAAUAUAAUUUUUAAAACAACUUUUAUUUUAUUUUUCUUCAAAAUACUUGAAAUUUUUUUAUGAAUACAUUUUAUGAUAUUAAGGUUUGGUGAAUGAGUUCUCUACGUCAUGCAUGACUAACUUACUUUUAUUUAUUUAUUUAAUACUUAUUGCACAAUAUAAAAAUAACAUAAGAGAGUAAUAGGAAACAAUCGAACAACAAAUGAUGCGCAAAGGCGGUCUUAUCGCUAAUAGCGAUCUCUCAAAACUUUAUAUACUUGUAAUGUAUGGGUAACAUUUACUUGCUGGGAGGGCCUUGUGCAAGCCUGUGUACUCUUGACAUGAUCUUCAAAUUUACAUUGACUUCCUGCUACCGAUGAUAUAAUUGAAAAAAGAAUACUCUAAUACCUACCUAAUAAUCGCUACUUGCUUCCUUUCUCUAAAUGAAAUUGGGUUCUAUUUCAUUUAGAAAAUCUAACUAUAAAUAUAUUUUUUAUUCGUUUAUUUAAUUAAGAUUAUAUAAAUGUAUAUAAGUCAACUUUAUGUUAAACGUUAUUUGUCACGAUUGCCAUUAAGGAACCAAUAUCGAAUGACGCAAAUAGUGAUAAUUGAAAACAAAAACAC
This is a messenger RNA of Nymphalis io (European peacock), 2598 nucleotides long. RefSeq lists its product as uncharacterized. The coding region runs from base 92 to 625 and encodes 177 amino acids. NCBI's taxonomy places the organism in Eukaryota, Metazoa, Arthropoda, Insecta, Lepidoptera, Nymphalidae. The transcript has 4 exons. The record is from RefSeq and is a predicted model, not a curated record.